This is a messenger RNA of Colletotrichum graminicola M1.001, 1290 nucleotides long. RefSeq lists its product as uncharacterized. NCBI's taxonomy places the organism in Eukaryota, Fungi, Ascomycota, Sordariomycetes, Glomerellales, Glomerellaceae. Bases 1 to 1290 code for a protein of 429 amino acids. The record is from RefSeq and is a predicted model, not a curated record. The transcript has a single exon.
AUGACGCCCAGACGACCGCAUCUCGAGCUGUUCAACCCGACCUAUCCAAAUGCUGGCCACCGAAGCUUCAGCUUAUUCGCGCAGCUGCCGACGGAGCUCCGCGUUCUCAUCUGGCAGUAUUCCCUCCAGCGUCAUCGUAUGAUACACAUUGUUCUCGAGAAACGAGUAGAAACGGGGGCGAGCAACGAGACCAAUAUUGCUGAACGAUACUCUUUACUAAAUGGUCUGGGUCGGCCCGUCAGCGGGAACCACUACAAAGUGGUUACUCCAAACCGGCAUGUUUUGCUUCCUGACAAUAUCAUGAUGGUGAACAAGGAGGCGCAAGCGGUCGUUCUCGCAUUCUACCCGGUGCAUAUCCCGUGCUACCUUAAAUCCUGCGUCGAUAUGGAGGGCAAAAGCCCCAUGCUGCGCCUGAAUUUGGACUGGGAUUACCUGAGGAUCUCGGCCGACAAUGCCUUGUCCCUCUUCUUCGACUUCCUUCACGACCUUCGCGCCUACGACCCAGGAGGUCACGGCCUCCGGCACCUGGUCGUGGAAGACAACCACUUCCGCAUCGCCGAGAUGCCGUCGCUGUCGCCCGCUUCCCUCGACGCGCGCGCCCUUGCGGCGUUCAAAGCCACGCUCGCGGCGCUGAAGACCAUCUGGUUCAAGAACACGCCCCCCGGCGGCCGCGGCCUCGACGUGCUGACUUGGAUACGCGCCAACAUCUUCAAUUACGGCUUUCCCGUGUUCCCGGCUUUCACAUUCUUCGAGCCCCCGCGUCCGGACUCGCGGGACGUCUCCCGCGACCUGCGCAACGUCGGCGGCAGCGUGCCCGACUGGCGCGAAAUGCCCCUCGGGUGGAGGAUGCUUCUGCGCAGGCUCGGCAUAAGCCCCGAGGACGUCGAGGGAGCCCCAGGCGUCGAUGUGCGCGUGAUGGUCGCCUCGGACCGGGAGGGGGACAUCCGUACCCGCGAAGAUGCCGCGCGAGCGCUGCACGAGGAAGACUUCGGCUGGCUGCAGCUACAGUGGUGGUUCCGCGGGUGGGACUCCCCGCGGCCCGGGGGCGGGGGAGACCGGCCGGCCGGAUGCUUUGCAACGGCAUCCGGGCUGCGGCCUAGUUUGCCAGAGCUUGACGGGCCCAAGGUCCUCGCCGCGGCGCCCCGCCCGGCGCUUGGGUUUUGGCUGUUCCCCGUCGACGCGUUUGGAGAGAUUCCCGAGGAAGAGGACCCGCCUUUGUGGAUCCGGUCAAAGGGCAUCUUCGACUUGAGUUCGCAUUGGCCCGACUUGGCGCUUGUGGACGUGCCGUGA